GUGGACAAACUGCAAAUACAGGAUCGCUGGAUGCAUACAAGAACUACAAAUUCAGAUCGAGUUGCGCAGUAUGAAUUUCUAGCCAUUUAAAUAUACGUGCAAAAUGGCUGCACAGGUCGACUUGGGCUGUAUUAAAGUAGAAAAUAAGGUAAGGGACAGUCUUGAUAAAUUAGCCAAAGAAAAGAAGAAAAAAAUCAAGAGGGAGCUGUCACUGUCAGCGGUUAAACGCCAGCGUUCAUCCGAGAAGGAGGCAAAGAAAGUGAAGCUCCAUCAUCACCACCACCAUCACCCACAACAUGUUCAACAGCAGCGGAUACACCAGCCGCAUCAGAAUGGCCAACCACGCAACUCCAGCACCGAAAAACCUACUCUGCAUCACUACCACCAGCAUUAUCACCACCAUCAGCACCACCACCACAACACCAAAGGCGCAAAGGACACGCACCCUCAACCUCCUCUGCCAGCGCAGAAGGUGGUACCCGCAGCAGCCAAGUUGGACACGAAAAAAAACCCGGUUCUGCCUCCUGUGCCGCCUGGACUGUUCACUUUCACGCCCCUCAAAGUGGCCAAGGCCAAGAUACAGGAGAACAAGGAAAAGCACAGUGAGAAAGAGCUCAAACUCAAGAAGGAAAACACAGAGGCUAACGUGAAACAUGGAGUAGGCCUAUGUAAGAAAAAUAAAGAGCCCCAUCAUGAUGAGAACAGCCAGGCCCAGUCCCUGGAGGUGUACCUGUUGAGGAGGAAGAAGAAGAAGAGGCGGCGCCGUGAGGAUGAGCGUGGUAAGAAGAUCGGCACGUUCAACAAGGAGGUCCAGACUGUGUACGGAGGUCUGGCUGACCACAGUCCUUCAGCCCACCUUGGCCACAUGAAGAAGGAGGGGAAACACUGCCAGCCUGGCACAGGCCCCAACAACCACCGCAGUCCUAAAGGGGUACACAGCCACAACCACACCCACCCCCCCUUCCUCUCCCCCCAAGACCACUUCAUCCGCAGCUCGUCUCUGCAGACAGGCACCGUCUAUGGACGCUUCAUCCACGAGGAGCGCCAGGCCAAUGGUGGGGCGUCGGUCCUGCACGCCUAUGCUGAUGAGCUGGCCUCUUUACAGUCCGAGGAGAUGGAGCGCUUCACCCAGGAGUUCCUAGAGCUUGCCUUCGCUGAGAGACCCAGAGGGGCAGCCCGCUAUGCCCUGGCUGUGGUGCACGGGGCUGCUGCCUACCUACCUGACUUCCUGGACUACUUUGCCUUCAACUUCCCCUCCACGCCGGUCAAGAUGGAGAUCCUGGGGAAGAAGGAUAUAGAGACCACUACUAUCGCGAACUUCCACUCUCAGGUGGGUCGGACCUACUGCUCGGGGACGUACCGGGCCGGUCCUAUGAGACAGAUCAGUCUGGUGGGAGCCAUGGCUGAGGAGGUGGGGGACUACUUCCCAGAGUUCCUGGACAUGCUGGAGGAGUCCCCCUUUCUAAAGAUGACCCUGCCUUGGGGCAGUCUCUCCAGCCUGAAGCUGGACUGUCGUUCCCAGAGUGAUGAUGGACCCAUCAUGUGGGUCCGGCCGGGCGAGCAGAUGGUGCCAACCGCUGACAUGCCCAAGUCUCCCUUCAAACGGCGCAGGUCCAUGAAUGAGAUAAAGAACCUUCACUACCUGCCUAGGACCAGUGAGCCCAGAGAGGUGCUGUUUGAGGAUCGGACCAGGGCUCAUGCUGACCACGUGGGCCAGAGCUUUGACUGGCAGAGUACCGCAGCAGUAGGUGUGCUGAAGGCGGUGCAGUUUGGAGAGUGGAGUGAGCGUCCGAGGAUAACCAAAGACGCGGUGUGUUUCCACGCGGAGGACUUUAACGAUGUGGUCCAGAGGCUGCAGCUGGAUCUGUACGAGCCCCCUGUGUCUCAGUGUGUCCAGUGGGUGGACGAUGCCAAGCUGAACCAGCUGAGGCGGGAGGGCAUCCGCUAUGUCCGCGUGCAGCUGUGUGACGACGACAUCUACUUCAUCCCCCGGAAUGUUAUCCACCAGUUCAAGACUGUCUCGGCAGUCUGCAGCCUGGCCUGGCACAUCCGCCUCAGACAGUACCAUGAGGAGAAGGACGGGGGGGAGCAUGCCCAACACAAGCCCAACAACCAGACCAUAACAUCCGGUCAAAUAUUUUCAUCCUCCCUCUCCCCAGCCCAGCCAGAUGCCAAAGUGCUCCACUGCGCUGGUCCACCACAGAGAGACAGGACCCAGGGAGGGGUGGCCAAGACAGAGGAACUGGUGUUUCAGAGGCCUGCUACUCCACCCAGAGAGCCCCAACCAGCCCCUCCUCAGCCUGCCAAGUCUGCCCACCUGCCACCUCCCUACCCGGGCAUCAGCCCCCUGCCACCUGUCUCCUCUGGUUCUGGUUCUAACCCUCCCACACUGGAGCCCAGGCUUCCACAGGCCCUGGUCCGGCCUCCCCCUGGUCUAGACUACAACUCACCCCGACCCCACCAUGAUGUACAGCGUCACUGCCCCACUGACUUCCUCAAAUGACCUGCCCUCCCCUUUACUCCUUUACCUACAGUUGAAGUCAGAAGUUUACAUACACUUAGGUUGGAGUCAUUAAAACUUGUUUUUCAACCACUCCC
This is a messenger RNA of Coregonus clupeaformis (lake whitefish), 2598 nucleotides long. Its product is annotated as lysine-specific demethylase 9-like. The coding region runs from base 104 to 2503 and encodes 799 amino acids. Lineage: Eukaryota; Metazoa; Chordata; Actinopteri; Salmoniformes; Salmonidae. The record is from RefSeq and is a predicted model, not a curated record. Gene Ontology annotation, cellular component: nucleus. The transcript has 7 exons.